GCGCCAAAGCUCAAGACGUACCGUUUAGGUCCGCCUUCACGCCACACAUUCACGUGGGGGUUGCAGAGCAGACCAUCUUAUCUUGUUCCUUGCCCUCCUUCCGUUCAGUGCUUCAGGACAAGGAGGCAGCGAGUGUCCAUUACCUUUCCACAUACAAGCGGAAGACUCAGCAAGAGCAAAGCUCAAUACUCUUCCGUAAGGGCGAACUGCAGCAAUUGUAGCGACUGUCUCCUAUCGCGGACAGUCGUUGGGAGCGAGCGCCUCCGAGGUUUCGGAAGAGUCCGCAACUUCUCGCAUCAGUCAUCAUGAGCCCUGUCUCAACCUCUCACACUGCAAUGUCUCCAUCAUCAUCCUCAUCCUCGGUUGCUCUUCCUUCUACACAUCGUGACUUGAGAGCUCUGCCUCUGGAGAUUCUGGAUAAGAUUGGCUACUUCACUGCUCUGGCCGCAAAUCCUCCCUCCUCCUCCUCCUCCUCCUCAUCGUCUGCCACGACCUCAUACGCAGCACCGCCACCCCAAGCUCUGCGCGAUCUCCUUCUGACGUGUAGGCAUGUGAACGAUCACCUCAGCGUCAGUGCCAAUCCGCGACUGUAUGCACGCAUCUUCAAGGCCAAAUUCGACCUGGAACCAAUAGCGAGAAGGUACGGCAGGAAGGCUACAACGGUCGAGAACCUCGCCGGCGAGCUGAGGAGGAGAUGUGUGAUACUCAAGAGGAUCAGGUGGGCUGUGGCAGUAGGGCAGCUCAGACCAGAAGGGGAGACUGCGCUGAGCGAGAUUGAGCUCAAAGAGAAUAUGUGGCUGGCGUAUCUGAUGAUGACAGAAAAUGAUGGAAAGAACCUCGAAGCUCUCUACUGGGCAGACAUCCGCUCCUACCUCUCACUCCACCAUACCCAAGAGAUGAUUCGCUCUGCGCUUCAACCUGGAUACCCACCUGAGUCAGAAGACCGAGCGCUAGCAAUGCACAUCAGCCAUCUGCUGUCAGAUGCAAAUCUCUUGGCUACAGAGAGUAAAGAGGAUGCGGACGAGAAGUUGUUCGUCCUCCGGCCUUACGUAUUUGCUAGCCACAGAUUUAAUGGCUUUUACGCCCCCUGGCCUCUGCGCAGCCUCCCAAUAGGAACCGAAUCUCCUUUGACAAUUGCAGAGAGCACCGCUUCAGCAUCAGGGCAGACUCUCCUUGAGAGAAACCGGGGCGCUCCAGUCCCCAUGCCAGCAGCAGCUGAGGGGCAAAGCUCCACUGCGCCCCGGGCCACCCCUGGCGCCCCGACAAAUCCUUUCCUGGCCGAUCACACGCCAGAGGACCGGUCGACCCUUGUCCAUCAUGUUGGCCAGACGCUCACCAUCCGGCCGCCUUGCAUCGUACAUGCUGCCUACCACCUCUUCUUUGGGCAAGUGGAAAGGAACCCUGGCCUCGUCGGACUUACUGCUAUCACCCGUAGGCAUCCACCUCCGGGCUCUGGAGCAACCGGAGCUACAGACAACAACGCAGAUGAUCCCGCUCUACAGCCUUCCACAUUAGCAGGACCACUUCGGCAGCUUCACGCCGAUCCCAUGAGACUGAGGUCUGCCGAUCACGACCGCGAUGUUGCGCGGUUGCUCUACUGUCAUUCGCCGAUGCGUGGCCCUGGCCUCAAGCCCUGCUUCUUUGCAGGCAUCAUUGAUGGAGCCUGGGAGGGUCGCUUUAGCUUCUUUUGCUUUGACAGCUACCGAGAGAUGCUCGCAGGCAGGAUGAGAUCACUAUACGAGGGACCCUUUGGCGAGCAGCCCCAAGUGUGGAAGCUCAGAGAACACUUCCUCCGAGUUGAUGAGAGCGCGGCUUUCCUACCGAUGAGCCCUUUGAGGACACUCUGGCACUUCCCCGUAGUGUAAAGGAGCUUCACGAGCGCGAGCGCGAAGUGGCUGGCACUUCGGGCAAGCGAAGGGGCUCCACUUCAAAUCAUAGCGAGGCAAGAAGGGAGCCGCCCGCAAAGGGCAGUCUCAGGGCACAAGGGGGACGUCAGCCGAUCCCCAUGAUGAUGAACGACAAGUACUCGGAGGUCUUGCGGGCCGUUCAGCAUGACGAUGUGAUCCCUCCCGACAUGGGCCUCUAUCCACAAUUUUCGGAAGAAGACGGAGGCCCAGCGGCAGGGUACGGCUACCUUCCUUCGCCGCCGCCAGGCUCACGUUCUCAUUCACUUGCUCGAAGGGGAGAUGAAGAUGAGAAUGCAGAGGUGGACGGAGGACGCUACGAGAUGCUCGUCUCUGGGUCUGGACACUCAGCCUGGGGAUCCUUUGUCCUCCGUGGGCGCAUUCG
Messenger RNA from Microstroma glucosiphilum, 2289 nucleotides. RefSeq lists its product as hypothetical. Bases 306 to 1865 code for a protein of 519 amino acids. The transcript has 4 exons. The record is from RefSeq and is a predicted model, not a curated record. NCBI's taxonomy places the organism in Eukaryota, Fungi, Basidiomycota, Exobasidiomycetes, Microstromatales, Microstromataceae.